AUAACAUUAUCGCAACAUUUUCAUGUACCUAAUCAUUGCCAGGCACGGCAAGUAAAAAUGGCCAACCACAUCACAAAACCAAAGAAAGCCAAGUCGAAGCGGACACCCGUUCGUCUACGGCAUAAGAUCGAAAAGGCUUCCGCCUCGAAGCAGCGCAAAGCCAGAAAGGAUGCGAAGAAGAACCCACAAUGGAAGUCCAAGUUAAAGAAGGACCCGGGUAUCCCGAACUUGUUCCCUUAUAAAGAGAAGAUUCUCCAUGAGAUCGAGGAAGGCCGACGAAGGAAACAGGAGGAACAACAGCGACGGAGAGAGUUGGCCAAGGCCGCAAAGACUGGUGCCACGGAUGAUGCCGAGAAUGAGGAGACAAUUAUGGAAGGUGCAGAAGAGGAUGGUUUCGAUGGUUCCGAUGAAGAAUUAAUGGAUGAGGAUGGUGCGGAUGACGAUUCAAACCCUAUGGCUGCGCUCCUUGCGAGCGCGAGAGCAGCUGCCGAGAAGUACGACCGCGAACUACAAAGCGGAGACGAAAUGGAUGAAGACGAGUCGUCAGAUGACGAAGCCGACUACGGAGACGGAACUACUGAGUUACGGACUCAGGGCUCGUCGCGGAAGGCCCACGAUAAGGUCUUCAAGCAAGUCGUCGACCAAGCCGACGUAGUACUCUACGUCCUAGACGCCAGAGAUCCCGAAGGAACGCGAUCUAGGGAAGUCGAGCGCAUGGUGAUGGCCGCAGCAAGCGGCGGAAAGCGAUUGAUGCUUGUCCUCAACAAGAUCGACUUGAUCCCGCCACACGUUCUUAAGGACUGGCUCGCACACCUACGACGAUACUUCCCAACCCUCCCCCUCCGCGCCUCCGGCUCCGCCCCCAACGCGCAAACCUUCAACCACCGCGAUCUCACCGUCCAGAGCACCUCAUCCACCCUCUUCAAAUCCCUAAAAUCCUUCGCCGCAUCCAAGCAGCUUAAGCGCGCCAUCUCAGUCGGCGUCAUCGGCUACCCCAACGUCGGAAAGUCUUCCGUUAUCAACGCCCUGCUCUCCCGCAUGGGCCGAACCACAGCCGCCUGUCCCGCGGGCGCAGAAGCGGGCGUCACAACGAGCAUCCGCGCCGUCAAGAUCGACAGCAAACUAACCCUGCUCGACUCCCCUGGAAUCGUAUUCCCCUCCGCACCAGAAGGCGAAUCCUCCUCCUCAAAGAAAAACGCCGUAGAAACACACGCACACCUCGUUCUCCUCAACGCCAUCCCUCCGAAACAAAUCGACGACCCCAUCCCCGCCGUCGCCCUGCUGCUUAAGCGGCUCUCGGCGUCGUCGGAGCUCCUGCAGAAACUGAUGGACGUGUACGAUCUCCCGCCCCUGAUAAGCUCUAACGGCGACGAAACGACGGAUUUCCUGGUCCAGGUCGCGCGGAAGAGGGGCAGGCUUGGGAAAGGCGGGGUUCCGAAUCUGGGGUCCGCGGCGAUGACCGUGGUGACGGAUUGGAGGGAUGGCAGGAUUCAGGGGUGGGUUGAUGCGCCGGUUUUGCCGGUCGCGGUGGAGAUGAGUGGUGCUGGUAAGGAUGGGGGUAAGGAUGAGGGUGUGUUGGUGGAUCAGAAGGUGAUUGUGACGGAGUGGGCUAAGGAGUUUAGGAUUGAGGGGUUGUGGGGGGAUGAUGAGGGUAAGGGAGAUGUGGUUAAGGGGGAUGUGGUGAUGGAGUGAUAUGCGUCUGUGAAGAUUAGAGACUCUGGUGGUGAUGGUGAUGGUGAUAGUGAGGUCUUCUGAGUGGCUUUAUGGCUUUGGGAGUUAUGGGUUCAGGAAAAUAAAUAGGUGACGUUGCUUCAUCUCUGAUUUUACUUAGAGGUGGUUAGAUGAAUAUACCACGUUGACAGAGAAGGUUAUUGAAUGCUAAGUUGUGUGAUUUGAUAUAUCUAGGGAGGUAGUAGGUGAAAGGGUUGGUGUUUGGAUGUUAUGGAUUGUUAAUGUGGUGUUGAAUCGUCGUGC
Annulohypoxylon maeteangense is the source of this 1974-nucleotide messenger RNA. Its product is annotated as P-loop containing nucleoside triphosphate hydrolase protein. Gene Ontology annotation, cellular component: nucleolus. The transcript is spliced from 2 exons. Gene Ontology annotation, molecular function: GTP binding. NCBI's taxonomy places the organism in Eukaryota, Fungi, Ascomycota, Sordariomycetes, Xylariales, Hypoxylaceae. The record is from RefSeq and is a predicted model, not a curated record. Bases 58 to 1692 code for a protein of 544 amino acids.